AUGCACUUGCGCGGCGCGGGGCACGCUGGGAGUUGUAGUCUUCCCCCCCCCCCCGCACCACCUCCCGUGGGGGAGCCGCCGUCAAGCGAAGCCGUGCUGAUAACGACAGCGGCUUUUGCGACGGCGGCGCACGUAAAGCGCGGCGUGUUGUUGACAGCGGCUGGAGCAGGAACUCCCUUGGGAAUGGAGGCGAUCGAGGCCAUGGCUGCUUUGUGCAUGAAGGACCCGGAGGAGGAGGAGGAGGGGGCGGAUGAAGACGGGCUCAUGGUGAGGAAUCCUCAUCCCAAAAAGGGGCUAUUCCCGCUUGGAAUGGCGCUAAAGGGGCUCCUGGUGCUCCCCAGGCUGAGCUGCGGGAGGUGCUGGGCAGCGUGGACACACCGGAGCCUGCAGCCAAGUCCGCAGGUGUCGGCUCCGGAGCUUGGGAACACCGAGGCCUUGCUGCAGGAGCGGGCAGCUCUGUACCGGGCCGCCAUCGCCAGCACCAGCCCUGGCCCGCGGCUGCGGCGCUUCCAGAGGGGCCUCAAGACGCUGGAGGCGAUGCUGGAAUGCGUCAGGAAGGGAAAACCCAUCCAGGAGGAUGAAAUUCCCCCUCCAGUGGCGCUGGGAAGGGCUCCGGGCCCCCCCCCGGUGCCCCCUUCCCCCCCAGAGGAGGUUUCCAGGCUGGAUGCGGCCGCAUCCCAACGGAUCCAGCAUUCCCAGGAGCUCCGGAGCCGCCAGCACCAAUACAAGGUCUUGGCUCUCCAGGCCAAGCGCAGCGGGGACAUGGCCACGGCCACCAAAUGCUAUCGGGAGGCGAAGAGGUUUGAUGCUCUCCUGGAUGCUGUGGCCAAGGGGCAGCCGGUGGAGCCCAGCCUCGUGCCGCCACCUCCUGAUCCACUCCCGGAGGAGCCGGAGCCGCAUCCCACUGCGGAGCCAGAGGCCAAACCAGCUUCUCCUUCCAGUGCAGGCUCCGGGGCCGUGCUCCCAGCGCUGCAGCUCCGGAUGCGCCGCUACGAGGAAGCGGCGGCAGCGGCCGGCAUGCGGGGGGACGCGCGCAAGGCCCGGAUGCAUGAGCGCAUUGUGAAGCAAUACCAAGAGGCCAUCCGGGCCCACACCACCGGGAAACCCGUGGAUCUCUCGGAGCUUCCUGUUCCUCCAGGUUUCCAGCCCAUCCAUGGCACGAAUGCAGGCGGGGAGCGGAGCAUGGCGGCAGUGCUGGAGCAGGCACUGAGGCUUGUGGGGCAGGAGGAGCACGAGGGGGAGGAUGGAGCCAAGGAGUUGCUGAUCCCGGCACAGAUCCCGGCCCAUCCCAGUGCCACCAGCGGCCGUUCCCAGCCCCAGCAGCUGCCCCCAUCCGGAGACAUGGAUGUGACCGGAGCAACCAGAGCAGCUACCAAAGCCGGCAGCAGAGCCCAGCAGCAGCUUCGCUUCCUGCAAUCCCGGCGGGAGCAGCUCCUGGAAGCUGCUCUGGGAUCCAAGCGCCGUGGGGACCUGGAGGGGGCGAAGCUGUUCCUGCGCCGGGCCAAAGCGCUGGAGCCGGCGCUGGAGGCCUCGCGCCGCGGCCUUCCUGUGGACAUCAGCAAGGUGCCGGAGGCGCCGGGAUUCCCGGAGUUCUUCCUGCUGGAACCGCGCUCUGGCGCCAGGAUCCCGCCGGAAGCGGCUGCACGGUUCCUGGAGCUGCUGCGGCUGCUCCGGCGCCAGCACGAGAUCUGCCUCAGUCACUCCAAGCAAUUCACUCAACUGGGAAACCUCACGGAGACGACCAAGUUCGAGGCGCUGGCUCAGGAAUGCCGCCGGAGCCUGGAGCUGCUCCAACGGGCUCAUGCCGCUGGCGCCCCGGUGCCGCGGCACCACCAGGAGCAGCGAACCUUCACCACUAUCAGGAGCUUCCCGGAGCUGAGCCCCAGCGACCUGGAGCUGGCCAUAAUGAAGGGGAUGAACCUCCCGGCACCACAGGGUUUGGCUCCCAAGGACCUGGACACGUCAGUGCGGUUCGAGUUCCCACAUCCCAGCGUGGAGGAGCCCCAGCGGGACAAAACAGCCACUGUGAAGAGCACGGAUUGUCCUGAGUUCCGGGAGCGGUUCCGGCUCCGGCUGCUCCGAGGGCACCGGGGGCUGCGCCGUGUCCUGCGCUCCAAAGGCAUCAAGUUCGAGGUGACCCACAAGGGGGGACUCUUCAAGCCUGACCGCAUCCUGGGCUCGGCCUCGCUGCGCUUGGAUGCGCUGGAGACCACGUGUGAGGUCCGGGAGGUGCUGGAGCUCCUGGAUGGACGGCGCCGCACCGGUGGGACCCUGGAGGUGCUGGUACGUCUGCGGGAGCCACUGGGAGCGCCGGAGCUGCGGCCGCGCACCGAGCCCUGGCUGGUGAUCCAGGCACCAGGAACUGCUGGGAAUGGCAGGGAACAGCGCCGGGAACGGCACUGGGAACAGGCAACAUCUCCCCGUCGCUAUGGCAACGGCUCCCCCACCCCGCCGAUGCCUCGUCUCCAUGGCAACCGCGCCAAGAGCGGACGGGCGGGAGGCCGAGCCAAUCGCUGCGUGCGCGCCGCCGGGCGCUGA
Molecule: messenger RNA, 2538 nt
Organism: Pezoporus flaviventris
Lineage: Eukaryota; Metazoa; Chordata; Aves; Psittaciformes; Psittacidae
Gene: CC2D1A
Product: coiled-coil and C2 domain containing 1A
Exons: 20
Coding region: 1-2538 (845 amino acids)
Biological process (GO): regulation of transcription by RNA polymerase II
Cellular component (GO): nucleus
Molecular function (GO): RNA polymerase II cis-regulatory region sequence-specific DNA binding; DNA-binding transcription repressor activity, RNA polymerase II-specific
Source: RefSeq, a predicted model, not a curated record